Molecule: messenger RNA, 3295 nt
Organism: Carassius auratus (goldfish)
Lineage: Eukaryota; Metazoa; Chordata; Actinopteri; Cypriniformes; Cyprinidae
Gene: ggt6
Product: gamma-glutamyltransferase 6
Exons: 4
Coding region: 77-1897 (606 amino acids)
Cellular component (GO): extracellular exosome
Source: RefSeq, a predicted model, not a curated record
GUCCCGACUGUCAGGACAAACAGGAAGUAGGAGAUUUCUAGGUUACUGGAUACAAUGUUUUAACGACACGGCCAAAAUGCACACGGGGAAAAUGGUGCAGAGCACUGUUAAAUAUAAAGUACUAACAAGCGAUGUUCAAGAUGAAAGGGAAAAUUCAGAUGAGGACGAUGGAAUUACGAUAGAUUUCAACUCACUCAUCGUUCAGCAAAGAAGAACAAGAAAAAGAGACACCUGUGUCAGGGUCACAGUGGCUGUGAUUCUUCUGGGAAUUGUUUUCGGAUUUGUGAUCUAUGAGUGGAAUGGCUAUUGGCCUGGAGUUGGGGAGCGUCAGGACCUGUCAAAUCAUCAAGAGACCAACAAGACACACAAGAUUUCUGAGGAUGAAGAGAGCGACCAGCACGAACACCACCACCACAAUGACCAUGACCACAACCACGAAGACGGACAAGAUCAUGAUCAUGCUCUUGAAGAUCAUGAUGAUCAUGCUCAUCAUAGUCACACUCAUGAGCACAGUCAAUCACUGUACCACAAUGCUGCUAUCAUCAGAGACUCAGCAAACUGCUCCAGUAUUGGUAAGGAGCUUCUUCAGGAGAGAGGGAAUGUGGUCGAUGCUGGGAUUGCUGCUUUACUCUGCCUAGGAGUUGUUCAUCCACACACUGCUGGGUUAGGUGGAGUGUUUUCUGCAAUUUUGUACAAUCACACUACAAGAUCUUUUAAAGCGAUACAUGACACUUCUCAGAAGCUGCCUACAUAUGGCACUCCCUCAUUAUUGCAGGGCCUUCAACUGCUGCAUUCCAACUACGGGCAUUUAGAAUGGAGGCGACUUUUUGAGGGCGCCACAAAAGUCGCCAAAGAGGGUUUCCUCAUUGAUGGAAUCCUCUCUAGGGCUUUAGAAACCCACAAGGACAAAAUAUUCCAGUCAGGACUGUGUGAUCUGUUCUGCGAUACGGCCGGCCGUGUGAAAUCAGAGGGAGAGCGUGUCGCCAACGGGAAUCUAUCAGACCUUUUGCGGAGCGUCAGCCUAAAUACCUCCCAUUUCCCAGAAAACCUGGCCGUAAAAUUGGCUCAAGACAUUUCUGAAGCAGAGAAACCAGCUUUCCUUGCUGCCGUUCAGGCCGGCAGCGGAGAAAUCAAUGAGCCCCUUAUCGUGGCAAAGGAGAAAUACAGCAUUCUUUCACCCCCCUACCAGCUCACAGGUGGAAUGGUAUCCAAUAUAUUAGAUCGAGUGCGAGAGCAAAACCUCACUUUUCCGAGUCACGGAGAUCUCAGUAAUGCCUUUGCCUCUUAUAAUGCUCUCUUCAAUUUGGCAAAUGAAUUCUUCAACACGAGUCAGAGAGAGAUAUUGACAUUAAAUACCACAAGCAGUCAUAUAGGUGUCCUCGAUAGUCACGGCAAUUUCAUAGUAAUCUCCACCUCUCUCAACAGUGCAUGGGGAUCUGGGAAAUACUUACCAAGUAGUGGAGUGAUUCUCAAUGACUUUACCUCAGACAUCACUCAGGAGCCUUAUUUUAGUUUUCCUCUAGUGCUAAAUAUAACUGAAGAUGGUGCGGAUGAUCCUGAGGAGAAGCAGUUUGUGGCUGUGACCGGAGGGCUUUCUGCCUUGCUUCAUUCUGUGGUUAUUCUGAGAAACCUGGCUGACGAUGGACUGUCUGCUUAUGAGACUGCGAGCAACCCUCUGCUCCAUAUAGAGCAGGGGGAUGCGGGGUCUCUGUCUGGCUGUAUUUCUGGUGUCACAAACAGCUCUGUUGUCUUCCGGUUGCUUUCAGAGGGAGACGGGCCCGUACGGGAGGUGGGUGAAUGUUCAGAUUGCUUUCUGUCCAUGCUGCUGCAACUGAGAGCAGAACAUGUAGGAGCCUACGGAGCCCCUGCUACUGAGGUCCAUGCUGAUGGAUACUAAUGCAAAAAAAAGGUCAAUAGUGGCAUAUCAUGUAAAAAUGAUACUUUAUGCACUUUUAGAGCAUUGCACUCGUACCACACAUGACUUACGUUAUGUUCAGCCUAUCAGUACUGGGAAUUACAUGUAUGUGAAUGUAAUUUUUGUUUGUGCUAAAAAUAUUUUACUGGUGAUUUAAAAGACAGCCUUUUUUGAUUGUUUUCUUUUCAAAGUAAUUCUUCAUCUGUUUUUCCACAAGCAAGCUAUAUCUUAAACAUUCUAUCCUUUUCUAGAAGCGGCUUGUUGUUGAGAUGUCUUUUGUGUAAUUUUUUUGUUAAAUCUUAUGAAUCAUAGGUUAUGCAAUGCGCACAGACUGUAACAGGUGAAAUGAUUUGUUGAACCUUAUGAGUGAAGGAAUGCCGCUUUAUAACAUUGUUUUAUUACACAUAUUUUUAUGUAGUUUUAUACCUUUUUAUAAUGCUUGACUAGUGUGUAUGUUAAGGUUAUUUGCUUCUGGACUUGCUUGUCAGAAUUAUGUGUUUACUUAGAUGAAUUAAUCUUAGAUGUUUAUGAUUUGUUUAUGAAAGCUUCAUUCUUUUGCUGUUUAUAAAAAUCUCAAAAACGUGACUGCAGUUUUGUAUGAAUUCGUACAAUGUGAAUCGUAUGGAAUUUUAGGGAGAAAAAAAGGUCCACCCCCAGUGAAAUCCUAUGAAAAUGCAUGAAUGAGAUUUUAUGAAUUCAUACAAAUUCACAACCAAUUCGAUUAAAAAUUAGUUAUGAAUUGCAAUGAUAGUGCAUUUUUUUUAUAGAUCUGUUUUGCACAGAGAGCAGCUGGAAUUUUGUGCUGAUGCAAAAUAUCUCACCGCUGCUGAAGCUGAUUUUGUGAUUGUAAAAAUAAUCUGGUGGUCUGUCUUCAUUGUGCUGAUUUACUGCACUGUCAGUUUUGAUUUGAGUCAGUUUGCUGUUCCCCUCAUCCUUUGCAUUGUGAAGCCAGGAAUUAUGGGAAGAAUACAUCAAGACUCCCCCAUUUUUGUUUCAGAAUCUUGCAUUAUUGCUUAAAGCUGGAAUGUGUGCAUUUUCUGAUUUAUCAUCUUUUGUUUGCAAUUCUGGUUGAUGUCGGGAAGGGAAUUAUAGACUUUGUAUGUUAAUGUCUGCUAAAACCACUAGUUUCUUUAUCAUUACUACUGAAAUAACAGCACACGGAUGUGGAACGCACAAAAUAUGAGAGAAACCUGCACUGAGAGAAAAUGCACUGAUGCCAAAAAUGCUUGAAUCCCAAUAAAAUGUAAAUUAUGAAUAGAAACACUGCUUUAAUGAAACAAUGAACCUUUGAUGUUUCACUGGUGAAACAUUUAAAAUGACUUUAUUCCUACUGUAUGUCUUGAAUUGACUGCAUUAAACUGCUUUCCAGUUUUUCCAGAA